AUGGUUUCUUUCAAAAAGUUGUUCCAAAAGUGUAAGGAAGACAAAAAGCCAUCGCUUAAGCACUCCCAGUCGAUGCCAUUCAGAUACUCGCAAGCGAGCAUGUUCGAGCCUUACGCCGAUCCUUUCAUAGCUGUAUACCAUGGCAAGACCCCCUCUAAACCUUCUAACAUCGUGCACGUCGAGCAAGCUCGGGACAUCCAUCGUGCGCAGUGGCACCCAGGUGUCCACGACCAUCCGCCAAGUCAUGCCCACUUCGACACGCGCGCCCACUUGCCGGCCCAGUUUCCAAAUCCCCCACCACCCCCUCCGAAACCCACUCGCAGUGCCUCAGGCACGACUUCGUCAAACCCACAGAGCAUUAGGCCUCAACUGCUCCCGAAGCACUACAACACAAGCGAUCAACCUGUCGCAGGCAGACACAGAACUAUUCAGCAGUCUUCUUCAGCCACGUACUAUUCGCAGCCCACAGCUGCAGCAUACCCCUCCCUCGGUCGCAAAAAGCGGCGUGAGGCCACCGCUGAUCAAGCUAUGGCGGAUCUGCUGCAAACACCCGAUGGCCGGCCCCCCGUAUUUGGGAGCAGUAGGCAGGCAGAACGUGCGCGCGCCAAGUCGAGCACUGGUCACUCAUACAUCCCCGUCCCUCACGAUCUGCUGGAAACAGCUGACGGCCGACCUCCCGUAUUUGGAAGCAGCAGACAGGCAGAACGUGUGCGCACCAAGUCGAGCGCUGUUCUGUCAUACACUCCUGUCCCUUAUGAUCUGCUGGAAACAGCUGACGGCCGGCCUCCCGUAUUUGGGAGCAGUAGACAAGCAGAACGUCUGCGCGUCAAGUCCAGCGUUGAUCGCUCACAAAAACCCCUCCCUCCCAUUCCCCCCAUUCCUACCAGUCGCUCCCCGCGUCCAUUUAUCUCGCGCUCUGUGCACAGCUCACGUACAAACUUGAAUCAUUAUAGAGAUCGGCGCUGA
Suillus fuscotomentosus is the source of this 966-nucleotide messenger RNA. RefSeq lists its product as uncharacterized. The record is from RefSeq and is a predicted model, not a curated record. The coding region runs from base 1 to 966 and encodes 321 amino acids. The transcript is spliced from 2 exons. NCBI's taxonomy places the organism in Eukaryota, Fungi, Basidiomycota, Agaricomycetes, Boletales, Suillaceae.